This is a messenger RNA of Daucus carota subsp. sativus, 1722 nucleotides long. RefSeq lists its product as uncharacterized. The transcript has 5 exons. The coding region runs from base 44 to 1516 and encodes 490 amino acids. NCBI's taxonomy places the organism in Eukaryota, Viridiplantae, Streptophyta, Magnoliopsida, Apiales, Apiaceae. The record is from RefSeq and is a predicted model, not a curated record.
UUUCUACACGAAACAAAUUACACAACACCUCCUACAUGUAUGUAUGUUUCUAUCAGCUCUAUUUAUUCCCCAUAACAAACUCGCACUUGUAAAAGCUAAACAAUUCACUACCAGUUUUUUAUCACUUCUUAUCUAUCCAAACACACCUCAUCUCUCUCGUCAACGAUCUCUCUCUUUCUCUCUCGCUAUGGCCGAUAUCACCGCCGAGACCUUCUCCUCCGUCGCCGUUCUCGACGGCGAGGACUCCGUCAGUUUCGGAUUCGAACGCCCGGAGAUGCACUCCGCCAAUCUCUCCGGCACCGUGCAGCCGCCGUACGAUCGCCACGUGUUUCUCUGUUACAGGACUUAUGAUGCUUGGCCUGCUCGUAUCGAAACUUCCGACGCAGAUCCGCUCCCUAAGCUCCUCGCUGAGACUUACAAAGCGAGAAAAAAUGAUGUUCAAGUCAAGACUCGGAUAACUGUAUGUGAAGGACGUGAUGGAACAGAGCUGGUGGACGGGGAUGUUUUGAUUUUCCCGGAUAUGAUCAAAUACAGGGGCUUGACAGAGACAGGAGUAGAAUCUUUUGUGGAGGACGUGCUUGUGAAUGGCAAGCCAUGGACUGCUGGAGUACAAGAGGUGUUGGCAGGUUCCCAUGUGUUUAUAUGUGCUCAUAACAGUAGAGACAGAAGGUGUGGUGUGUGCGGACCAGCUUUAAUAGAGAAGUUUAUAGAGGAGAUUAAACUUAAAGGAUUGAAGAAUCAGGUUAUGGUGAGUGCUUGCUCACAUAUUGGGGGACAUAAGUAUGCUGGAAACUUGAUAAUCUUCAGUGAGGAUUCAGAGGGGAAAGUCUCUGGUCAUUGGUAUGGUUAUGUUGCCCCAGAUGAUGUGCCUGAACUGCUAGAUCAACAUAUAGGGAAGGGUGAGAUAAUUGAAAGGAUUUGGAGGGGCCAAAUGGGGGGAAACGUCAAAGAAGCUGAAAAAGUUGAUGAACUGAAGCUUCCGAAUGGAAAUGAUACUGAGAAAGAAGCCGAAAAUGUUGAUGAACAGAAGUUCUCAAAUGCAAAUGAGCUGAAGAAUGAUAUUGAGAAAGAAGCUGAAAGUAUUGGAGAACAGAAGCUCUCAAAUGAAAACGACAUGAAGAAUGAUUUUGAGAAAGAAGCUGAAAAAGUUGAUGAGCAGAAGCUUCCUAAUGGAAAUGAAGCUAAGAAGGAGCCUCAGCCUCGAGAAAGCAGCCAAGAGGAGAAACCUACUGCUCAAAGCUGUUGCCAAGGUGAUGACAGGAUCUCAUGUUGCAGAGAGCAAACCGCUGAUGAAGAGCUGCCUUUGCAGAAAACAAAGACCAGCUGUUGCCAAAGUACCAAUGGGAACUCAUCAGGUAGCAAUGAAGUUCUGGAGAAAGAAGUCAAGAAGCCACUGGGAAGACUCAGAAGUUGGGCAGGAAAGUGGGAGCAGCAUGAAGUUUAUGCAGCUGCUGGUGUUGUUGGAGCAGUGGCGACUGCUGGUGUAGUUUAUAGCUUAUAUAGAAGGUCAAGGUGAAGUGGGAUCCUUAACAUCAACUCUGUUUGAUCGUGGCUGUGAUACCCUCCGUUUUUGUAGAGGUAUAAUAAUACCCGGAAACAUUCGAAACCAUGCAUCCCGUGGCAGAAUAGCAGUGAACAUGUUCACCAUACUUUGUGAGAAUGAACAUUUAAAUCUCACAUUUUAAUACAGAAUAAUCAUAGUAUUUGUAGUACUUUUAUGCA